Messenger RNA from Phlebotomus argentipes, 1519 nucleotides. RefSeq names its product RNA-binding protein 45. The record is from RefSeq and is a predicted model, not a curated record. Gene Ontology annotation, molecular function: RNA binding. The transcript is spliced from 3 exons. NCBI's taxonomy places the organism in Eukaryota, Metazoa, Arthropoda, Insecta, Diptera, Psychodidae. The coding region runs from base 190 to 1518 and encodes 442 amino acids.
UUUCAGUCCGCCGCGGUCUUUUCUAGCAAUUUCUCGCGCUUUAUAGCACCGCGUGACGUCACAGUUUGACACCUUUCGCUGGAAAUUGUGAUCCAGCUUUUCUCCUCCCUUUUUCCGCGAUUCCCAGUGCAAUUUCGCCCCAGGAGCGGUGCUCCCUGGCCAGGUGGCAGUGCACAGAAGAGGCAGACAAUGGCGGCCAAGCGGCCCAGUUCGUUCCGGGAGGAGAAGAGCGCCCUGGAUGAGCCCCCGAUGUCGCGACUGUUCAUCGUCUGUGGCAAGUCCCACACGGAGGAGGAGUUCAUGACCCUCUUCCAGCCCUACGGCAAUGUGGAGGAGGUGUGGAUGGUGAAGGACAAGACGACGGGAGAGAGCAAGGGCGUCGUGUAUGUGAAGUUCAGCAGGACGUCAGAGGCUGCGCACGCCCUGGAGGCGCUCAAUGGGAAGGUUCUGGUGGAGGGCGAGCGCCCCAUCAAGGUCCUGGUGGCGUCAAAUCGCGCCCAGGGCGCCAAGAAGGCGUCCGACAAUGACUACGAGAAGUGCGUGAGGCUGUUCGUGCUCAUCCCCAAGACCAUGACCGAGGAAGAGCUGCAGGCGGAGUUCAAUCAGUUCGGGGAGCUGGACUACGUGACCAUCAUCCGGGACAGGAGCAGCAGGGAGACAAAGGGAUUCGCCUACGUGAAGUAUAGAAAGUUCUCCGACGCUGCCAAUGCCUUCGAGAAUUGCGACAAGAAGUACAAGGCCAUGUUCGCGGAGCCCAAGCCGCCGAAGAAUGACAUUAUGGCCUCCCAUGACUCCCUCCUGAUCUGCACCAGCUCGAGUCGGCGCAUGUCCGGCAGCGGAUUGAUUCCGCCGCUGCUCAGCGACUUGUCCACCACCACGAGUCGCUCCAUGUCGUCGCAGGACGUCUCGCUGAACGUCAUCUGCAGCUCAAUGGUGAACCAGGAUCAGCUGUGGCGCCUGUUCGACAUCAUCCCCGGCCUGGACUACUGUCACAUCACCGGCGAGUUCAACAGGAACUCCAACUGUGCCAUUGCCACGUACUCCAAUCCCAGCGCCGCCGCGUACGCGCGCGACAAGUUGCACGGCUUCGAGUAUCCUAUCGGGGAGCGGCUGAUCGUCAAGGGCGGCCCGGAUCUGUCGCCGGUGCCGCCCAUGGUGCCACAAGCGAGCGUACUCAGUGACUCCCUGGGCCAGGGCGAAGUCCCGUGCUCCGUCUCGCUGCCGCCUCAGGCGCCUCUGGCCAACUCUUCAUCCGCAGUGGCGCAGAGAUGCUUCAUCGUCUGCGUGUCGCAGGCUCUCCCGACGCAAGUGCUGAAGAACGUCUUCUGCCGCUUCGGGGAUCUCAUCGAAGUCUACCUGCUGCCGAACAAGAACUGCGGCUAUGCCAAGUAUGCGCGCGAGGAGAGCUGCCGGAAGGCCAUUGAGAAGCUGAACGGGGCGGAAGUGUACGGCGUGCGGCUGAAAGUGAUGGAGGCUGAGGAGCCGAGCGAGAGGAAGCGACCGCGUCGCGAAGACUAAG